GCUCAGUUACAGAUGUCGUUCUAUACUGUGGGCGACGCACGUUAGAUGUGUGGUGAAAAAUCUACAGUUUUAUAUAUUUAAUACGUCCUACAUCUAUAAUUUAUUAUAAAUUUUAACUUUUUAUGGUAUUUAAUGUUGACUUACAAUUUUUUUAUGUAGAGUUUGAGAUUGCAUCGAAAAAAGGCCCCCUAAACACAUCUUUGAACCGCAAUGGUUGCCGGUUGUUUUAUAUCACAAUUUAAUAAUUUCAUAGUCGAUAAAGAAUUUUGGACUUUUUUGUCUACUCGCCUGCUAUAACAUGUCAAUGUAUUAUAUUCAAGACGGGUUAUAUGAAACAGCUCAAAUUAUUAAAUUUUUUAUGUUUAUGUUUGGCGUCUAAUGGUUGUUACAAAAUCGAUUCACAUUUUACUGUCAUCACAAUUCUCAGAUUUCAAUAGGAAUGACAUGAAACCUAUUGUAUGCCAGUGUGGGGUGAAGCCCCCAAGCGAUGGGAGAGAGCGUUGGUGAUCAUAAAAAUUUUACUGAAUCAGACAUCAACAUUAAAAGAGAAAUGAUAAAAGCUGAAUUUUACAGCACAUAUGACGUCAUGACUGGAGUAAGAAUUGCGUCGACUCUGGGAGGCUUUUUCUUAAUGAUGGUUCUAUUGGUGUUAUAUAAAAGUAAAUGUAAAACCCGCUCGCUAUCCGAUCAACAUCUUGAAGCUGUCAUUAAAGCAGCUGUAGAUCAAGAAGAACAAAUGGCCGCUCUAGCUAAAAGAAGUUCAAGUUCAAGCUAUUGUUCUGGUCAUGGUCUUUGUCGAUGUUCUCAAAGAUAUAGUAUUCCCGAAAAUGAUUCUUCAAUCGAUUGUAAUAACUGGAGUCGUCAAUCUAGGGCAUAUCUUACAGAAAUGCAAUACUAUCCAUACAUGGUUUUAAAUCAUACAAAAAACAACAAACGAAUUACAACUUCGGUGUUGGAAUAUUCAUUCGAAGAGGAUGAAAAUGACGGAAUGGAAAUUCUUACAAACAACAGCUUUAGAGUAGCACAAUGGUUAGAGGUACCAGAUGGCCGAAAAUUAAUAUCCCGGGGAAAUAGUGUUAGUAGCAAUGAUACGAGUUAUUUAGAAGCUAGAGGGUCGUCAUUGAUAGUGGGACAUCCUCCAUCACCUUUAAAUCACUCGUCGUCUGCUGGUGACCCACCGUGGGAGUAUUAUUAUCCCAUUGAUAUACAAGUGAUACAACCAACCCCGUGCAUGACGCCAUGUGGUAGCCAAGACAGUUUUUCUGACGUACCACGUCAUACACAGCAAUUAUUGCCGACAGCAUCCGGCAAACGGCAAAGACAUGAUUCUCCGAGAUUAAUUGCGCCCAUAGCGUCAAUACGGACAUCUUGUAGCAGCUGCUGUGAAACCGAAACGUCUACAGCUAACUCGUCUGUGUUUGUUGAUGAUUUUAGUUGUACGUCUCCUCUAUUAGCCAACGGAACGUUUGGCUUGAACGAAUUUUCAUCGGAUAAUGGUGUAUAUGGUAGUGAGCGUCGUGUACGUGUGCGACAAAAAAGAAGAUAUUCAUCUCCUUCGGGUAACCGCGUUAACCAUAAUCAUGGAAACAAAGAUCUUGUAUUGUUAGACGACAUUUGUAGAAGUUCGAAAUCGUUUCACGGUUUUCAAAGAACUCAUUCAGCAACAAUACCGAAUACUCCGUUUGGUAAAAACGUUAUUGUCGUACAAGCUGAUGUCAACCCAGUCGCUGACACGAUUGUCAAUGCCAACUCUCUAUCAGGGUCUUUGCGCGCAUUAUAUGAUGCGUCCAAGGAAACAUUGUUUUAGGUUAUAAGUUGUUCUGCAACACGUUUUAAGGAUAUUCAAUUGAACAGAAUCCAUGACGUCAACGAGUAGCAUUGAACAUUUUAACGAACGAAAAAUCAAGUUUUUUUCGUGUUUAUGCAUCGUCCUUGUUGAUAAAAUUAUGUUUGUAUUCUCUAAAGGAGGAUACAGAAUUUCAGCUCAUUCUUUUUUAGGAACUAAUAAAUUGUUAAUGGUUGUUGAUAAACCAUAGGCGCAAUUCUGAUAAAAUUUUCGGAUGGGCUCAUUAUUUUUAUUUUUCCAUUCUUAAAUGUUUUUUAUAUUAUCUAUGUAAUUUUUCUGAAAUUAUAGAGGGGCUAAACUCUUUCUAAUUUGCGCUUAUUUUUAAAGUUUAUCCAACGAAACAUUUAUAUUAAUUAUUAUUUUAAUCAGCAAAAUGUUUUUUGUAUUUCAUUAGUUGUUAUUAUUUACAAUAUUCAAGUUAUCAGGGUUACACUAAAAAAAGUUUUUUCAUUGACAUUAGUACUCUCAUUUAUUAUUCUUAAUAUUUUUCAUUUAAAUUAGCUAAGAAGAAACUAAGAAUAUAGCAAUAAAUCAUGCAAUGAUCCAAAACUACUAUUAUAAGUAUCACAUAGUAAUAAAAAUAACUUUUCAUUUAUAGUCACAUGAAUUUGUGACUAUAAAUUUAUAAAAGUUUUUCAGUUAGUAAUUCUUAUCAAAAAUAUUGUACAUAAUUGUAUUAGAACCGUCUUUUUUUUUAAUUGUAGAUUUUUUUGUAUCAUUGAAUGUCUACUGAAAAGUAUUCGUUUUAAAUAAAUAAUUAUUUAAUAUAGUCAUUCAUUUUCUGAUUUUUUUGUUUUACUUAUGACAAUAAUUUAUUU
Daktulosphaira vitifoliae (grape phylloxera) is the source of this 2664-nucleotide messenger RNA. RefSeq lists its product as uncharacterized. Lineage: Eukaryota; Metazoa; Arthropoda; Insecta; Hemiptera; Phylloxeridae. Bases 488 to 1807 code for a protein of 439 amino acids. The transcript is spliced from 7 exons. The record is from RefSeq and is a predicted model, not a curated record.